AUGUCUAAAAAGGCAAAAGUGGCUUGUUUACCAAAGUCAGAGGGAGGCUUGGGUUUGAGGCGCUUGUCUGAAUGGAAUCAGACCCUAAAUCUGCGUCUCAUUAGGCUUUUAUUUUCAACAAGCGGCUCUCUGUGGGUAGCUUGGCACAGGUAUCACAAUACAUCUUUAGCCAACUUCUGGACUCAAAAUGAGAAUGCUGGCCAGUCAUGGACUUGGCGUGCACUGCUAAAACUCAGACCACUUGCAGAGAAGUUUUUACGCUGCACCAUUGGAAAUGGUAAAACAGCAAGCUUCUGGGGUGACAUUUGGACACCGUUUGGUCCUCUGCUCAAUUAUUUGGGGAUAAAUGGUCCAAGAGACUUAAGAAUUAAUAUUUUGGCAAAGGUGAGUGAUGUGUGCGACGGCGUCUCGUGGUCUGUCGCCAACCCGAGAUCGGAUCGAUCUAUGGCCCUUUGUGCUUAUCUCACUACAAUUUAUCUCCCUCUAAGUCAGGCUGUGGAAGACCAUUAUGACUGGGUUAUUGACGGAAAAAGUUUUGAGGGUUUCCCGACUGCAACAACAUGGGACACUCUAAGGCCUAGAGCAACAGAGAAAAGUUGGGCGUCGCAAGUUUGGUUUAAAGGGGCUACUCCCAGAAACGCCUUCACAAUGUGGAUUGCUACUUUGAAUAGGCUUCCGGUUAGAACAAGGCUAGUGUCAUGGGGGAUGCAGAUCUCUCCAAUGUGUGUUCUAUGCUCUUCUCAUCCAGAAUCGAGGGAUCACUUGCUGCUAACUUGUGAUUUCAGCUCAAUGAUUUGGGAAGAAGUGUUUCGUAGACUAAGCCCAAAUCGCUCCCUCUUUCUUCAUUGGACGGAGCUCUUAUCUUGGACAGGGGAUAGCUCUGUUCCCUCUCCACCAAUCCUUCGGAAACUUGUGGCCCACGCUGCCAUCAACCUUAUUUGGAAGCAACGAAAUAAUCUUCUCCAUAAUGCCAUCUCGAUCUCACCUUCUGCCAUCUUCAAGGAAUUGGAUAGGCACAUCAUUAAUACAAUAAAUGCCAGAAGACGUCAAAGGAAUUUCGAGAGUUUAAUGAGCCAUUGGCUCAGAUAA
Molecule: messenger RNA, 1089 nt
Organism: Microthlaspi erraticum
Lineage: Eukaryota; Viridiplantae; Streptophyta; Magnoliopsida; Brassicales; Brassicaceae
Source: the annotation of a GenBank genome assembly